AUGGCCGGCGCACUCUUCGCUGUGUUUAGGACCUUCAUCCGCAAGAACACUGUUCUCCUGACCACUGCUUUUGCCGGCGCCUUCGCCUUUGAGCUUGCCUUCGAUAUCACCUCCAACAAGGUCUGGGACAGCUGGAACCAGGGCCGCCAAUGGAAGGACAUCAAGCACCGUUACAUGGUUAAGGAGGAGGAUGACGAGUAA
Messenger RNA from Penicillium griseofulvum, 201 nucleotides. Its product is annotated as cytochrome b-c1 complex subunit 9. The transcript is spliced from 4 exons. Bases 1 to 201 code for a protein of 66 amino acids. Gene Ontology annotation, biological process: mitochondrial electron transport, ubiquinol to cytochrome c. Lineage: Eukaryota; Fungi; Ascomycota; Eurotiomycetes; Eurotiales; Aspergillaceae. The record is from RefSeq and is a predicted model, not a curated record.